ACGUGGUCGGCGGAUAGAUAACUCGCAGGACAGUAAAAGUAAUCUAUACGUACAUAUUUAUAUCCUUGGUUUGAUCGUCAAAGUACUUGAGUAACGCCAUGGAGUGUGAAGCAGAAGGCGGCCCGGGCGACAACCAGAACCAGAACCGAGUUUCCGUCGCUCACAGCAAACCCGGCCAAGAGCGUGAAAAACUCCUCGUCUUCAGAGUUUACAAGAGAAGAUGGCUGGUUCUGCUGCUGCUGUGUCUGCUGAACUGCUCCAACUCAAUGUUAUGGUUGACUUUCGCUCCAGUAGCAGACCAGUCGGCCCAGUACCUGCAGGUUUCCCUGGACCAAAUUAACUGGCUGUCUAUGGUCUUCAUGGUGGUAGCCAUACCACUAAGCCUAGGAACCACCUGGAUGUUGGACACCCUUGGGCUACGGAUCACGCUGGUCUUGGGGUCCUGGGUCAACAUGUUGGGAGCUCUGCUGCGCUUCAUUGGGGCAUCAGGGAUUGUUCCUCAAGGCACCCGCUAUCUGAUUGUGAUGUCAGGACAGACCGUGUGUGCCCUGGCCCAGCCCCUGGUCAUCUUCGCCCCCACCAAACUGGCGGCACUCUGGUUCCCCGAGCACCAGCGUGCCACGGCUAACACCAUUGCCUCCAUGUCCAACCCCUUGGGAGUUCUGUUCGCCAACAUCUUCUCACCUAUGAUUGCCAGCGGGUCAUACAACAAAAUCCCUUUCCUGCUGCUUGUCUAUGCAAUUCUUGCGUCCAUCAUCUGUUUCCUAGCAACCACUGGGAUCCGCAGCAGCGGUCCCCCAACACCGCCAUCGGCUAGUGCCGAAUCCUCCAGCUCUGAGCCCUUCCUACUCGGGAUUAAACUGUUACUGAAGAACAAGGCCUAUAUGAUCCUGCUGCUGUGCUUCGGUUCGGGUAUUGCAGUAUUCACUUGCUUCUCCACCCUACUGGAACAGAUCCUGUGUGUACGCGGCUACACCACAGACUUUGCUGGCUUGUGUGGUGCUCUCUUCAUCAUCUUUGGUGUCGUGGGGGCCGGCAUCCUGGGUCUGUAUGUCGACAAGACCAAAAAGUUUAUUGAAGCCACCAAGGUCAAUAUGAGCUUCAGCGCUCUGGCAUGCAUCGCCUUCUCAUUGGUCUCUCAGAUGCGAGGGCAGAAAGCUGCUGUGGCCGUCGUCUGCUCUCUCUUUGGCUUUUUCGGGUUCUCCAUUUAUCCCAUAGCCAUGGAGCUUUCUGUCGAGUGUUCCUAUCCUGUGGGAGAGGCAACGUCGGCCGGACUCAUCUUCAUUUCAGGACAGAUUCAGUCUGUGUUAUACAUAAUCCUCGUUCAGACACUGACCAAACCAAUAACCGACGUACCUUUCUCCACCUGUUCGACAGCAGACUUGAGUUGGAGGGUGUCUGUGCUGGUGAUGGCGGGCCUGUGCAGUGUGUUCACCUGUGGCUUCAAUAUUCUCUUUAGUACGACGUACAAGCGACUGGAGGCGGAGGCUGAAGCCACCCAGGGGACCAAACAAACCAACGGGCUAUCCAUUAGGGACUGUUCGCCUGGCACAGAGGCACAGUACCAGGAAAGGGAACACAAUGAGGGAAACAGCCCUCAGGUUUCAUUGUCAGCUUGACAUUGUCAACUUAGCAAACCAGCCGGUGGAAUUCCCCUUGACCCAGAGAAGAAAAUUUGUCCCCAAUAUUUUU
Molecule: messenger RNA, 1692 nt
Organism: Lampris incognitus (smalleye Pacific opah)
Lineage: Eukaryota; Metazoa; Chordata; Actinopteri; Lampriformes; Lampridae
Gene: slc49a3
Product: solute carrier family 49 member 3
Exons: 10
Coding region: 99-1619 (506 amino acids)
Biological process (GO): transmembrane transport
Cellular component (GO): membrane
Molecular function (GO): transmembrane transporter activity
Source: RefSeq, a predicted model, not a curated record